GAGAUGACGUCAUGACUGCAGUCCCUGUUAGCUGAGGGUAGAACAGUGUUCUUGUGUAAAUGCAAAGCCCUGAUCUCCCAUCAAUCACUGAGUGCAUGCAUCUCUAUGCCCAGGCUGCCUGAGAAGCCAACACGCCCCCCUCUCACAUGCAUGCCUACCUAGAGCAGCACUGCUUCUCCUUCUCCAUCCAGGUGAAUUGAAAGUCGUUGCAAGGAAGGAAGAGAAGAGCCAGAGCAGCUGCUUUGCCUUGUGCUGCAGUCCUUGUCAUGCACAGAAUAUUGCAACCCCAACAGAAAGAACCAGCAGAGCUAAAGCACAAGAUGAACACAGAGACACCCUGCUGGGAGACAAGGGCUGCAUGAGGACAGGGGUGGUGGGGGGGUGACCCAUCCCUACAUCUCCUCCCUGGCAUAUGCCAGUCUGGGAGAGCACACUAACCUAAAGACUUGAGAAGACCACUGCAAGGACCUGACCUUAGUCAGAAGGCAUCUCAGCCCUGCAAGAUCUCACCUCAUUCUGGAACAGGAGGUGAUCUCUACCCACCAGGGACUGGCUGCAAAGGGGAUCCAGCCUGUAGGUGCAAACUUCAGCCACAAGUGGACCAUACACAGGGGAGCAAGAACCAGAAGUUUAGCAAAGAAGUCUCCAUAUAGAGACACUGAAAGUAAAGAACUGCUCUGACUAGGACCUGGUUUUGUGUUCAGGUAAGAACCUCAACCCAACUGGUUUACCUACUAAACCUAGCCAAGAAAAGGACUAUCCUUAGGGUUACCACCUAACCUACAGGGGGUUCACCUUCUAAACCUAUCCAAGAAAAGAAAGGACUAUCCUUAGGGUUACCAUCUACCCUUACAGGGGGUUCACCUUCUAAACCUAGCCAAGAAAAGAAAGGACUAUCCUUAGAGUUACCAACUGCCCCUACAGGGGGUUCACCUUCUAAACCUAGCCAGGAAAAGAAAGGACUAUCCUUACGGUUACCAUCUGCCCUUACAGGAUAUUUACCUUCCAAGCCUAGCCAAGAAAAGAAAGGACUAUCCUUAGGGUUACCACCUGACCCUACAGGGGGUUCACCUUCUAAACCUAUCCAAGAAAAGAAAGGACUAUCCUUAGAGUUACCACCUGCCCCUACAGGGGGUUCACCUUCUAAACCUAUCCAAGAAAAGAAAGGACUAUCCUUAGAGUUACCACCUGCCCCUACAGGGGGUUCACCUUCUAAACCUAUCUAAGAAAAGAAAGGACUAUCCUUAGGGUUACCAUCUGCCCUUACAGGGGGUUUACCUUCCGAGCCUAGUCAAGAAAAGAAAGGACUAUCCUUAGAGUUACCACCUACCCCUACAGGGGGUUCAUCUUCUACACCUAGCCAAGAAAAGAAAGGACUAUCCUUAGAGUUACCACCUACCCCUACAGGGGGUUCAUCUUCUACACCUAGCCAAGAAAAGAAAGGACUAUCCUUAGAGUUACCACCUACCAUCUUCUACACCUAGCCAAGAAAAGAAAGGACUAUCCUUAGGGUUACCACUCAGCACAACUGACCUCAUACAGUGUGACCAUACCAGCUACUACUGACCUCCAUGUCCACUUUUUGCAGAAGACAUUAGAACAAGACCUGAGAAUCCAGGUAGGACUUCUCCACCAGGACCUGACCCUUUUAGGAGAUAUAUUUGGAAUGGCUACACACAGAGUCCAGUUCUUCAAUGUGUCCCCAGGACUCCAGAGAACAGGAAGCCUCAAGCUGCCCUGUCAGACAAAAAACAACACCUUUGGAGGCUCCUUAGAUGAUACAGAAUGUCGCCAGUCAAAAGAGAGUCUAUCUAAUGGAAACAGCCCUAACCCAUCCAGAGCGGGGCGGAAUAUACCCAGGAGACACACAGUAGGUGGGCCGCGGAGUUCAAAAGAAAUCUUGGGAAUGCAGACAUCAGAUAUGGACAGGAAGAGGGAAGCCUUUUUGGAGCACCUCAAGUACAAAUACCCUCAUCAUGCCACCGCAAUAAUGGGACACCAGGAACGUCUGAGAGAUCAGACGAAAAGUCCGAAGCUUUCGUCCAGUCCACAGCCUAGCCUGGGAGAACCGGCGGAACAUCUCUCGGAGGUGUCUGUCGAUUCUGGAGAAGCCAUGUUUGAAGGCGAGUCAACGGCGCCCUUUGUCAGAGGCAGCCGGACAAGAGCCAGCCUGCCAGUCGUCAGAUCGACAAAUCAGACGAAAGAACGCUCAUUAGGUGUGCUUUUUCUACAGUAUGGAGAGGACACAAAGAAAUUACAGAUGCCCAAUGAAAUUACCAGUGUAGACACCAUUCGUGCCCUCUUUGUAAGUGCCUUUCCGCAGCAGCUGACAAUGAAAGUACUGGAAUCCCCCAGUACUGCCAUUUAUAUAAAGGAUGAAGGACGGAAUAUCUACUAUGAACUGAGUGAUGUAAGGAAUAUUCAAGACCGAUCCUUCCUGAAGGUUUACAAUAAGGACCCGGCUCAAGCGUUCAACCACACUCCCAGUGCGGUCAAUGGAGACGUAAGGAUGCAAAGAGAUAUUGCCUACAACGUUCGAGAAGGCCCAGUGGUCCACCGGCCUGGGUCAGCAACAUAUCCCUCUCAUGGAGGCCCGAUAUCUCCACCUCCGACCCCUGUGCCGCACUCCAUGCCGCCUUCACCAUCUAGGAUUCCAUACGGUGGCGGGCGUCCACCGGUUGGACAGAGUAAUACAACAAUGCCAAGAGACAGACUAUCCAGUUUGCCUGUCUCAAGAUCUAUAUCUCCUAGCCCCAGUGCCAUCUUGGAAAGGAGAGAUGUGAAACCAGAUGAGGAUUUGGGCAAUAAAAAUGUCCAGUUGAUACGAAAUGACAGUAUGUAUGCGGAUCCCUACAUGUACCAUGAAGGCAGGAUGAGCAUUGCGUCUUCGCAUGGUGGGCACCCUCUUGACAUGCCAGAUCACCUUAUUGCUUACCAUAGGGGUGCGAUGAGGUCUUCAAGCACUUAUUCAAACACUAUGCAAGUGGAAAUGAUGGAACAGUCAGUUUAUAGACAAAAGAGUCGAAAACACUCAGACAGUCAUUUGCCAACCCUUGGAUCUAAAACUCCUCCAGCCUCACCUCACAGAGUGACUGAUAUAAGGAUGAUGGAGAUGCACGGUCAUAAUGCUCAUGGGCCCCCUCAUGGUAUACACAGUGAAAGGUCUUCUCCAAUCCGACAGUCCUUUAAAAAAGAUCAGGUUCCCGGAGUAUUUGUCGAAGCCAAAGUCCGAAACACUGGUGGAAUACUUGGUAUGGCUGAUAUAGUCCCAUCUCCUACUGAUAAGCAAAUGUAUGCUGCCGGAUAUGGAGCUCCCAAAGAUAACUAUACACGAGAGAGGAUGCAUGCCAUGGAGAAACAGAUUGCUAGUCUAACUGGCCUGGUUCAGACUGCACUUUUUAAAGGGCCCAGCCCAAGCAGCAAUAAGGAUGCACCUGGUGAAAAAGUCAUAAGAUCUGCAAGCAGCACUCCGCCGGUCACCGACAGCCCAGGUCACUCCGCAUCCAGUGGGAAGAAUUCAUUGACAAUUAUUGAGACUGCAGCUGUCAUUUCCCAAGCCCUACCUGUCGGCUCAACAGAUAUGCAAGUCAGUCUCCAUGAUAUGAGACGCAAUGUGGCAGAACUUCGACUUCAGCUUCAGAAGAUGAGGCAGCUGCAGCUGCAGAACCAGGAGAUGGUGAGGGCCAUGAUGAAGAAAGCCGAGCAGGAGAUCAGCAGUAAAAUGACAGAAAUGGUGAAAAACCUAGAGGACCCGGUGCAGAGACAGCGCGUCCUGGUUGAGCAAGAGCGGCAGAAAUACCUCCAGGACGAGGAGCAGAUCGUCCUGAAGUUAAGUGACUUGGAGAGUUUUGUAGAAGACAUGAGGAAGGACUCUAGCGCCACCAGAGUAGUAACUCUCAAGGAUGUGGAAGAUCGAGCGUUCGUCCUACGGCAGAUUGGAGAAGCGGUGUCUAAUCUAAAGGGAGAGUUCCCAUACUUACAGAAUAAAAUGAGGGCGGUCUUACGGGUGGAGGUAGAAGCGGUCAGGUUUCUGAAAGAAGAACCUCAUAAACUGGACAGCCUACUGAAGAGGAUCCGGAGCAUGACUGAUGCCCUGUCUGCCUUAAGAAGACAUGUUUCUGAUGGAUCCUUUAAGACUGUCGACUACAAUCAAAAUAACCAAUACACCAUCACCGAAAAAGGGACUGAAACCGAAGUGAUCCAGAACAAAGAAGAGAAGAGCCAAGUCUACCUGCAGUCGGCACUGGCAGAAUCGGGGAACACAACAGAGAGCCAGACAAUCUCGGUGAAUUCAGAGGUGGUCCCGUUGUCUGCUGGAGUUAAAGUCCUCCAUGUGCAGAGCUCCCCCGUCCUAAUGAAGCAGUCCCAGCACUCCACGGCUCUGGUGAACCUCCCCUUUACCUCCGGUAACCAGAGCAGUCUCUCAGCAGAUUCAUCGGCAAACCACCAGUCAGUAAGCACAUCGGCUACACUGGAGCAAAACGCAACCGCACCACACACGCAGCUUAAUGGGUCCUCGGCCCAAAGCUUGUUUAUUGAGGAAAUACAACACGUAGGCUACAGGAAUCGGGCAGUAUCAAUAGAGGAAGCGGAGAGGAAAUUUGAAGAAAAAAGACAGAAUCUGGACCACUACGAUGGGAAAGAAUUUGAGAAGAUGCUGGAGGAAGCACAAGCCAAUAUAAUGAAGUCCAUCCCCAGCCUAGAAAUGCCAACUCAGAGUUCAAAAGUAGAGAUCGUAGAAAAACUAGAGGUCAAUGAAGGAGGUCAAGAAAGUGAGCAAGAAAAUGAAAAGGUAACCAAAUCUCCGCCUCCACCUCCUCCUCGUCGUAUGUACCCCCUUGGAAGUAGUUUGAGCAGCUCAUGGACGUCAGACUGGAAGGAUAGCAAGGAUGCAGAAGAUGUCCCUCCGCCACCACCGCCAAAAGCAAACAAGCCAGAAGUAGAGAGUCCCAUCAAGACUUACCAAGUGAAGGAUGAGGAGGAAGAGGAAGGAGAGAGGAUCAUGGCAGAACUUCAGGCUUUCCAGAAGUGUUCUGUAGUGGAAAUUAAUUCCAAGGUGCACUAUGAGCCUUCUAAACCAGAGGUCCAUGAGAGGGAUUUCAGACCUUCAGGUUUAGCUUUGCCCAAGGAAAAGAAGGUGUCAUGCCUUGUUUCAAAAGAAAGUGUAAGUCCCGAAAGCCCAAAACUUGUUGAAAGCACAGAGGACAAGUGGAAAAUGCAAUCCAUACCAAGUUCUGCACCUGACUUUGCUCAGUUUAGGCAGCCGGAGAAGGUUGUAGUGAAUGAACAGUCUACCUACAGUCUGUUCAUAGGCAGGGAUGAACCAAGAUCAACAGUCAGUAAAGAACCUGAAAAGGAAGAUAAAAAUGAAGAAUUAGUUAACAUGGCCUUAUAUAGAUACCACAACAGGGAGAACCUUAAACACUUGACCUCUACAGUCCCAGAAGUGAUUAAUGGAGGAACAGAUCACAAAAUCUCAGAGUCAACUUCGACACUGGUCAAGAGUUUUAGUAGAGAGAGCCAGGAUAGUCCAGUAGGUAGUUCUCCAUCUCAAGAACAGGGAAUGCCCUACUUUGAUUUAGGCCAGACAGUUGUAUUAAGACCAAAAAAUUCUCGAAGGACUACCAGCCAACAAUCUGACGACCUUGAGUCUCCGACUAUCUCCCCAACUGAGCCAAGGUCCCCUGCAGAUAACAUUGCCUUUAUGAUCACAAAUACUGAGGUGCAGGUCUUGUCAACAGGUGAAGUCCAAGAUAUUGUAAAACGGAAAGGUGGAGAAGUACAAACAGUUAAUGUUGAUAGUGAAAAUGUGAAAAUUCCUUCUCCCAAUUCUGACCCACAAGAUCCUGUUAUGAGCACCGACAAAAAGCCAGUCAUUAUCAUAUUUGAUGAACCAAUGGAUAUAAGAGCCGCCUAUAAAAGGUUGUCCACGAUAUUUGAAGAAUGUGAUGACGAGUUGGAAAAAAUGAUGUCUUCAGAGGCAAAGAUUGAUGAGGAAGAGGAGGAGGAGGAAGAAGAAGAAAAUCACAAAGAAUCAAAUGCUCCUCCACCCAAAGAAGAACGGGCUGAAGAAACCAAAAUGGUCAACAUAACAGAGAAUGUUGGGAAACAAGGCCAAUACAGAUUCAACUACCCAUCUCUAGCAGAAAUGAAGCAGACUAUGUUCCAGGAUACCAGUGUCUCCCAAGGAUUCCUCACAGAUGAAGAAAAGUCAGAUGUGUCCGACUACCAAGAUGGCCAGAGACAAGACGCAAAGAAAAAGUUCAAGUUCAGAUUUCCUAAAAAACAGCUGGCGGCUCUGACCCAGGCCAUCCGUACUGGGACAAAAACCGGGAAGAAGACCUUACAGGUGGUGGUCUACGAGGAUGAAGAAGAGCCCGAUGGCACUGUAAAGCAACACAAAGAAGCAAAAAGGUUUGAGAUUGAAAGAUCGAAGAGCGCAGAUGACAAUAUCCAACUUGAAGUCCCCAACCUCGAAGAGCCAGAUUCUGUGUCAAGGACGGAUGAGAUAAGACAAAAUACAUAUAGAACCUUAGACAGCCUUGAGCAAACCAUCAAACAGCUAGAAAGUACCAUAAGUGGAAUGACACCAAGACCGGGAUCUGAUCUGAUAGAAUCAAAAGACGAUAACCGAACUUUGACAAUAACUCCAGUGGUUGCCAAAGGAUCUGUGUUAGCGGAUGAUGCAAAACUUGUUGUAGAGUCUCCAUCAUCCAUACCUACUACAGCACGUAAGGGAUCAAAUGGAGCGCCACAAACCAGCAGAAUGCCAAUACCAAUGUCUUCUAAAACUAGACAAGGAAGCAUGGAAAAAACUAGCAAACAGCCAAAGCUACAGGAGCCGCAGCGUCAAUUCAGACAGGCUAACGGAGGUGUUAAGAAAGCUGGUGGGGAUAUUAAGGCUGCUUCCCCUACUUUAUCUGCUUCUAAGAUUCCAGCUCUUUCUCCUAACACUGGAAAAAGCAGCUCUGUUUCCGCUCAGUGUAACGAUACCGCUAACACCCAUAACCCCCCCGUGAAGUCUCACGUCCCCGUAACCCAUUCUAACUCUGCACCCGGUCGCAACGUUAACGCCUCCCCCUCCCUUAUCCGUCCCGUUCACAAUGGCACGUCGAAGCUACAGAGCCCAACCUAUUCAGGUAAAGGUCACCAUCUCUCAUUUUCACUGCAGAACGCAAACGGCAGACCAUCUCCUCCUCCUCCUUCUUCUUCCUCCUCCGCUACUUCUCCUCCUUCUUCUUCUGUCUCUCCCACUUCACUGGCCCAAAGUAUGAAGAGCAUCCGUACCAUCCACACACCUAGCUUCACCAGCUACAAGUCACAGAACGGAAGCGCAACCAAGAUGGCCGCUCCAAAGGACUCCUCCUAACUUGUGAUGUCAUCUUCACCCACAGCGCCCUCUGCUGGCAUGUCGUUGUUCAUCUAUGUACAUAACACACCGCUAUAUCCUUGUCCAAGAUAGUUGCUGUUGUAAAAUUAUAGGCCUCUCUUAUUUUAUUGGUCUCCUGUUUCUAUGUAACAUAGUGAGCGUGCGCGUGUAUGUGUGUGACUGUAUAUAUUACUAUACUGUAUGUUUGCAUGUGUGUGUAUAUUAAAAAGGUCCAUGACGCGGAUUAUUUUGUAUAGACUAUUUUUCAUUAUAUGGAACGGAUGGAGUUUUUGGGGGGCUUUUAUUUUACGCUCAUGCCGGCUUUGACUACAGAUUUCUAUUUUUGUCAACUACACAUGGCUUUCGCUUUUUUUUUUUAUUUAAAAAAAAAAAAUUUUUUUUUUUUUUUUGCCAAAAUAAUUUCGUAUGGAACAAUAGUGUGUUAUAUUCUUAAAGGGAUUCUUUCAUCAAAAAAUAAAAUAAAAAUAUUACAAACUAUUUUCUUACGAGACGAUUUAGGCAAUAGUCAAAUAUUUUAGUUUUUUCAUAGUCCUAUCUGUAAAUAAUAUUUAUAAAAGAUGUCAGAACUUGACGAAUAUAUAUACGGAGAUCAGCGGGGAAUAGGCGCCGCUUAUCUCGACCGCUUACUGAUCUCUUUUACAGAAAGUUUCUAUCCCUAGUACAGCGUUUCCAAACCAGGGUGCCUCCAGCUGUUGCAAAACU
Molecule: messenger RNA, 8092 nt
Organism: Hyla sarda
Lineage: Eukaryota; Metazoa; Chordata; Amphibia; Anura; Hylidae
Product: KIAA1217 ortholog
Exons: 20
Coding region: 1667-7369 (1900 amino acids)
Cellular component (GO): cytoplasm
Source: RefSeq, a predicted model, not a curated record